This is a messenger RNA of Zingiber officinale, 2039 nucleotides long. Its product is annotated as polygalacturonase At1g48100-like. Lineage: Eukaryota; Viridiplantae; Streptophyta; Magnoliopsida; Zingiberales; Zingiberaceae. Gene Ontology annotation, molecular function: polygalacturonase activity. The transcript has 7 exons. Bases 193 to 1683 code for a protein of 496 amino acids. Gene Ontology annotation, biological process: carbohydrate metabolic process. The record is from RefSeq and is a predicted model, not a curated record.
ACAGCGAAUGAGAAGAGAGUGUGGUUGGUGACAAAGGUGCAUGCAAAAAAGCUUGAAGAGGACAUUUUAAUUCUCUCCUUCUUCAUUUUUUUUUUUUACUGAUUACCAAUAUAUUCAAGGCACAUCUCUGCUAUUUAAACCUAAGCUUCCCUCCUCGCUCUUGUCCCAACUAGCUAAGCGAGUGUGGUUAGAAUGAGGUGCUUCGGGUUGCUCCUUUUCCUUGUCCUGUUCUUGUUGUGCUCAAAUUUUGAUGGUUGUGAAGGGAAGAGAGGAAGGCAUUGGAAACAGAGGAAGACUCCUCCAUCCUUGGUCAGGAAAAAAGAAAGAGCAAAGAAUGGUAGUCGACAUGGACAUGGUGGUGGUGGUGGUCUUGGAGGAGGAGGAGGAGGAAGUGGUCACUUGAGUCCUCCACCGGCGCCUAGCCCAAGCCCGAGCCCGAGCGCGAAAACAGGGUCUCCAGUGCCGGCGCCUGCAUCGCCGAAGAGUGCUGGCGUCUUCGACGUGCUUGACUUUGGGGCGAAGGGAGAUGGUGUCACAGAUGACACGAAGGCUUUUGAGGCUGCAUGGGCUGCUGCUUGCAAAGCGGGUGACUCAGUCAUGGCUGUUCCGGCAGAAUUCGAGUUCCUUGUGGGUCCCAUCUCCUUCUCUGGGCCUUACUGCCAGCCCAACAUUGUUUUCCAGCUAGAUGGUAUGAUCAUUGCUCCAACAAAUGCCAAGUACUGGGCUUCUGGACUUCUAUGGUGGAUUGAGUUCACAAAACUGAAAGGCAUAGCAAUUCGAGGGAGUGGAGUAAUCGAAGGGCGAGGAAGUGUCUGGUGGACGGACACUGACUCUGAUGUCGAUCCAACACAUGAUGAGCUGAGCUCCAACCUGCCUCAGAUUAAGCCUACUGCCUUGAGGUUCUACGGGAGCUACAAUGUGUCAGUGACUGGCAUCACAAUUCAGAACAGCCAGCAAUGCCAUCUUAAGUUCGACAACUGUGAAGCUGUUCAGGUCUACAACAUCACGAUUGCUUCGCCGGGCAACAGCCUGAACACGGACGGAAUUCAUCUGCAGAACUCGAGAGAUGUCAUGAUCCACCAUGCCAACAUGAGCUGUGGGGAUGACUGCGUCUCAAUCCAAACGGGCUGCUCAAACAUCAACAUCCACAGCGUAGAUUGUGGACCUGGCCAUGGAAUCAGCAUCGGUGGGCUCGGAAGAGACAACAGCAAAGCCUGUGUGUCUAACAUCACCGUGAGGGACAUCAAUUUGCACGGCACCAUGACCGGUGUCAGAAUCAAGACCUGGCAGGGCGGAUCAGGUUCGGUAGAGGGCAUAAGAUUCUCAAACAUAAGAGUUUCGGAGGUCCAGACUCCGAUCGUGAUCGACCAAUUCUACUGCGACCGGAGCUCUUGCAAGAACCAUACAUCAGCAGUGGCCCUUUCAGGCAUUGCAUAUGAGAACAUAAAAGGGACUUACACCGUGAAGCCAGUGCACUUUGCUUGCAGUGAUGCCUCUCCGUGUUCAGAUAUCAGCUUAACCCGAGUAGAGCUUCAGCCUCUGCAAGAGCGUUACCACAUGUAUGAACCCUUCUGCUGGCAGACCUUUGGGGAGCUGUUUACCCCAACCGUCCCGCCGAUCGCCUGCUUGCAGAAUGGAAAGCCGGCGAGCAAUCGCAUACUGUCCGACCAUGAUUUGUGCUGAAUUAUACACUAUACCUACAAGGUCGAUCCCAAGUGUUGCUGGUGCACAUUCAUGUGCGGUCGUUGUAAUUCUUGCGACCCCUUAGCACCACUGCUUCAGAGUAAAUAUAUUGUUUAAUUUGGUUGUUAAGAGCCUAUACAGACGCUGCUGCUGCUCCUCCUCCUCCUCCUCCUCCUCCUCCUCUCAAGUGCUGUUAAACACAUGAUUAUAUCAUGAAAAUAAGCCUCGGUUCCCUGCUAGUGCCAUUUAAGCAUAUAUUCUGAUUCAAAUGUUGGCAAUUGUGAAGAAAUUGUAAUAAACGUGUGCACAACUCUGUUAUGCACAUUUGGCUUGAGUGCUAAAACACAAUUAACUCC